Molecule: messenger RNA, 1908 nt
Organism: Cornus florida
Lineage: Eukaryota; Viridiplantae; Streptophyta; Magnoliopsida; Cornales; Cornaceae
Product: F-box/kelch-repeat protein At3g61590-like
Exons: 2
Coding region: 457-1677 (406 amino acids)
Molecular function (GO): protein binding
Source: RefSeq, a predicted model, not a curated record
CUCUCUCUCUCUCUCUCUCUCUCUCUCACACACACAACACACACUCUCUCUCUCUCUCUCUCUCUAGACCGUGAUGUUUCUCUGUUAUCGAAAUAUACAAACCCGCCGCCUGUAACAACUUUCAAGUCUCAACCCGCACACACUGGAAACCGCCUCCCACUUCAUUCAAUUCCUGUCGUUUUAUUCAUUGGAACGUUUCCUCCUCUUUCUAUAUAUAUAUUAUAUAUAAAUCAGACGCAUAAGAAUAUAAGAUGCCCUUCUCUGGCUUCAACUGUGUCCUUCUUCUCUGCUAAUAUCUAUAUAUUUUCGCCUCUAUUUCACUAAAAUCAUCCUUUAUUUAUUUUUUUCUUUUUAUAUACAGUUGGUGGGUCUCUCUCUAAAUUGGAGGUAUUUGAUAAAUAUACGGAUACAAGUAGGAGUCGAGUGAAUAUCCUGCCUGGAUUCUUUUAACUUAUUAUGGACGCGGACACAUCCUGGUUUGAUGAUGAGCUCGAUGAUAAUAGAAAAGGAACUGGGGUAUUUCAUCCGUGCUUGGAGCUGAUUUACGAAGAUGAUAAAGAAACCAAUCAUGUCUCCAUUGAUUCUGUCCUCCCAAAUGAUCUGCUGGAACAAAUUUUGGCAUCUCUACCCUUUGCAUGCAUUUCUAAAUCAAGUUGUGUUUGUAAAAAAUGGAAUGAGAUUGUGCACUCUAGAAGGUUUAUGUUGAACAUAUCAGGCAUCUUAUCACAGAAACCUUGGUACUUCAUGUUCACCUCCUCUGAUGAACCCAUUGGAUAUGCUUAUGACCCCACGCUACGGAAAUGGUACUGCUUUGAACUCCCGUGCAUCAGAGCACCCAGUUGGUAUGUUGCUUCGUCGUGUGGUUUGGUUUGUGUCAUGAAUAGUGACAGCAGGAUCGAGUUAUGCGUUUGUAACCCAUUCACUAAAGACGUCAAGAGACUUGAGGAGCCUUUAGGUAAAAAAUUCUUUGACUAUGCAGCUCUUGCAUUUUCAGUUGACAGGUCAUCACACUGUUAUACCGUCGUUCUCAUGUCUUCUAAGCGAGCCUCGGAAGAUUUUGUUUACUGGGAUAUCUCAAUUCACGUCUAUUUUUCGAAAACAGUAACAUGGACAUCUCCUGUAAAGGAAACUUUGGCAGAUUGGAGAGUAGGAGAAGACGGCGUGAUUUGUGAUGGAAUUCUAUAUAUCCUGGUCCACUCCACAAGAGAAAUGGGUAGGACAGAAAAUCGCCAUGCUCUGUUAGCUUAUAAUCUUUAUAACCAGUGUUCCGAGGACAAGCUAAUUGACACUUUAAUCCAAGUACCCUGCUUUCUCACUUGUGGACGGCUUAUGAACAUUAAGGAUAAGCUUGUAAUGGUGGGAGGUAUUGGGAGACGAGACCGACCAGGGAUCAUUAAGGGAAUUGGCAUCUGGGUUCUAAGAGGUAGGGAGUGGGAAGAGGUUUCCCGCAUGCCUCAUAAAUUUUUUCAAGGAUUUGGCGAGUUUGAUGAUGUUUUUGCAAGCAGCGGUUCUGGCGAUCUUAUAUACAUUCAGAGCUAUGGUUCAACAGCUCUUCUUGUGUUUGAUGUGAAUUUGAAGCACUGGAGCUGGUCACAGAAAUGUCCUGUGACCAAGAGGUUUCCUCUUCAGCUUUUCACUGGCUUCUGCUUUGAACCACGGCUCGAUAUUUCACCAUAAUCGUGCAGCUUCAGCUUUGAUCCUAGCAGGUGGUGGUAAAUUUUGGUCCUGAUCUAUAUUUUUCCAUUUUCCCUGGCAUCCUAGAGGAGGACAUUAAUCUAACAAGAAAAAAGUUUUACUUCUUUUUUUUUUUUUUUCAGUGAUCUUGCUUGCCCAAAUGGGUACUUCUAAAUAAAUUGAGACAAAUUUCUUACAAAAUUAAAUACAGAUAUGGAGAUGGGUGUUUGUUUA